This is a messenger RNA of Nothoprocta perdicaria, 2357 nucleotides long. It is a transcript of the gene OGFR, whose product is annotated as opioid growth factor receptor. Gene Ontology annotation, cellular component: membrane. The transcript has 7 exons. The coding region runs from base 1 to 2118 and encodes 705 amino acids. The record is from RefSeq and is a predicted model, not a curated record. NCBI's taxonomy places the organism in Eukaryota, Metazoa, Chordata, Aves, Tinamiformes, Tinamidae. Gene Ontology annotation, molecular function: opioid growth factor receptor activity.
AUGGCGGCCUGGCCCGGCGCCGCGGGGGAGGCGCGCGACGAGGCGGCCCUCUGGGGCUACGACUCCACGUGGGAGAGCGGCAGCGACGAAGAGGAGGAGGACGAAGAGGAGGAGAGCGGCGGCGAGCCGGCAGCCGGGGCCGAGCCGGCGGCCGCGGCCGAGCCGCAGGACGCCGGGCCGGCGGCGGGGCCGGGUGGCUGGCGGAGCGGCCGCCAGGCCGGCGGCGCCCAGUUCUUAGGCAAGCGCAACUGGAAUGCAGCGAAAGACUUGCAGAGAUACAGACGUCGCUACCCGGAUUUGGUAGAACCAGAAAGUGAUGAGGAGGAAAAGAUGUGGAACUUGAGCUUCUACAGAAAUGAGGUUCCUUUUAUGCCCCGUGGUUUGCUUAUUGAACGUCUUCUUGAGACUUGGUGGGACGACUAUGAAAUUCUUGAAGAAAAUCAUUCUUACAUACAGUGGUUAUUCCCUUUACGUGAACAUGGGAUGAACUGGCAUGCCAGGCGACUCACGUGUCAAGAAAUAGAGGCCUUGAAAAAGUCCAGUGAUGUUAUGCGAAGAUUUGAACGUGCUUAUCAGCUCAUGUUGAGAUUUUAUGGAAUCUCUCUGACUAAUCAGAAAACUGGAGAACUUAAAAGAGCAGAAAAUUGGGCUGAACGAUUCCAAAAUCUGAACCGGUUUAGCCACAACAAUUUGCGCAUUACUCGCAUCCUGAAGUGCCUGGGGGAAAUGGGAUACGAAGAUUAUCAAGUCCAGUUGGUGAAGUUUUUCUUAACAGAAACUCUUGUAAAGGAGACGCUACCAAAUGUCAAGAGAAGUGCCUUGGAUUACUUUCUGUUCACUGUCAGAAACAAACGGAAGAGAAGAGAACUAGUCUACUAUGCCUGGCAGCACUUCAAACCUCAGAGCAGCUUUGUAUGGGCGCCGCAAGACAAACUGCUGAGGUACAGGCCCCGCGCAGCCAAGACACAGCCGUGCCAAAAGGGUGAAAGUAAACGGGAAAUUCCUGUCGCAAAAAGCGAUGGGUCGGUGGAAAAGGAUCAGAAGGAUCGGUUGCUAGAGGAGGAGAAGAAAGUUGAAGAUAAUGGAGAUGGUCUAAAUGUAAGUUCAGACUUACAGCCUGAAGACGUGAAUGAAAAAGAUCUAGGAGAGAAGUUAAAUGAACGUGUUUUGGAGGGAGGGGAUGGUGAAGAAGAGAAAGACCGUUUACUUGCACAACAGGAGGAGAAGAAUUUGAACAGUGAGGCUGAAGAAGUGCAGAGUAUGGCAGAGAGUGAUGGCACCAAGGAGAGCAAGAAGAGAAAACUGGAUGCAAGUAAGGCAGACACUAAACACAGUGAAACAUUGUUUCCUCCUGAUAUUGAAAAAAUUUCCCGUAAUCUGGGAGAAUGUGCAAUUGAUGCUGAAAACCCCUCCUCAGCUUCAGYGCAGCAGACAGAAGAGAAUGAGAAAAUACUUAAAGACACUGUGGGCACUGGAGACGCACCAGCACCAGAGCCAACUGAUGGAGCUGUAAAGCGGAGGAAAGUUGAUGAAAUAGCACAGAAAGGCAAAACUUGCCCCCUGGCCAUUAACCUAAAUAUGAAGCCCUCUGCUCCCAGUGCCCACUCAAAUAYACCCAUUACAACCACUGACACUGAGGAGGGGAAAGUUAGUGAAAAAAAGGCAGCUGUGGAAGAGAGCAGCGAGAACUCCGGUGGUGAUGCAGAAGGAGGGGUUGUGGACUCCAGAGCUGAGUGCAAAAUUCCCAAUAUGGACCAGAUUUCUCCAAGAAGCGACGACCUGGAGUCAGGUGGAGACAAAGUCAGAGCUGAGAGCGACCAGCCUCACUGCAGCAGUGUCCUCCCGGGAUGCAAGAGCGAGGCAGACGGGGUAGAACAGCAUGAAAAGGCAGAAGAAAAUGGGAGUGAAAACACACGAGCAAAAGCCACAGACAAGAACCAAGAUCAAAAGAGACCUGAGCAAAGCACAGCAACCAUUUGUUCUGAGCAAGACAAUGCUGAGGUUGCAGGACAAAAAGCAGAUACCUCUCAGCAAGUGGCAGGACCUGAUGAAGGACCGGUAGGGACAAAGCCAAGUGUGGCAGCAUUGCUGAAGCAGGCAGAGAAGAGCCUGCUUUAGCUGCUGGAGCCAGCUUUGGUGAUAUGGAUAGCAGAGAUGCAUGGGAAAACAGAUUUGCUUCGACUCAACCUGGUUAAAUGCAGCCUGACCUUCACUUUUCAACCCCCCCCCCCCUUUUUUUUUAAAUCAUUUAUAGAACCAGCCCUUGCUUAUUCUAAAGAGGUCAGGGCUAAUUUAGUCAUCUUCAUGGAUGGCUGUAUCCUAUUGCUGCUUUUUAUCCAAAAUUCAUGACUAUUUGG